CAUGUUGGUCCCGCCCCCUCAGCUCCCGGCUUCCUUCUGCCACAGCGUGGGUCACGCUCUUGCUCGCUCUCUUUCUGCCGCCAUCUUGGUUCCGUGUCCUCCGCACAAAUACUUGACUCUGGGCUGGGCGGGUGCAUUCCCGCAGUUAAUUCGGGCUUCCUGUUUAUUCCCUUCAGAAAUGCCUGGCGAAGCCACAGAAACCGUCCCUGCCACCGAGCAGGAGCUGCCACAGCCCCAGGCUGAGACAGCUGUGCUUCCUAUGUCUUCAGCCUUGAAUGUUUCUGCUGCUGUAGGGCAGCCUGCACCUGCCCCUCCUUGCUCCCUGGCCCCCCAGCAAAGCCCUCUAGUAAUUGCUAAUCAGCCUUCCCCAUUCCCUUCGCCUAGUAUUUCCUCAACCCCUUUUGAAGUUCCUUUUCCCCAGCCAUCUUCUGAAACUGUACCUCUGGGACCUGCCCCUCACACUCCAACUUUCCUUCCACACCUAAUAGGGCCUCCCAUCUCCCCAGCUGCCUUAGCUUUGGCCUCUCCCAUGAUAGGUCUAACUCAGAAAGGUGCCCGAUCCUCUUCGACCCCCUUGUCUCUGGUUGCAGUGGCUCCUCACUCAGCUCAGAAGAGUUCUGUAUCUGCACCUCACCCUCCCAGUUUACCUUCAUCAGUUGCUGUAGCAGAGUCAGGGCCAUUGGCAUCCAUUGCACCCUUAGAACCAAAGGUUUCUACUAGUCAAAAACCCUCUCAGGUAGUUCCCAAUCUGAAAGGCACUGCCCCAAGUCCUCCAGAUGUAGUUGGUGUUUUUCCUUCCCACCUUGAAACUCCCUUGGCCUCUGUUCCACUUGGAUUAGCAUCCUGUCCUCAAACACUGUCCCACACUUCUCCAGUCAAAGGGAUCCCCAUUUCCUCAGCCCUGGUGCCACAAAAUAUGUUAAACCUUAACCUAAACAGACCUGUUAGUUCACCUGCUCAAAACACUAUAACUCCCAACAUCCUCCCGGCACCCCCUACUUCUCUAGGCUCACCUCUUCCACUUUUACAUCAUGGUUCUUUGGGUUCUCCUAUCCAGCCUUUACAUCAGUCAGGUCCUGGUGCUGUGUCAGAUCCUACAGUGAGUAAUACCAUUUCUGUAGAUCAUUCUGCUGUUGAGGCAUCUUACCCAUCGGAGCCAUCUGUAAUUCCUCCCCUUCCUUCCAGACAUGAGCUGGUUGCUGAUUCUAUAGGAGCUCUUUCAGUGGGGACUCCAGCAUCUGCCCUGGCUCCAUCUGUUGACAGAGGCAAUUCUGCUGUUACUAGUGUAAUCUGCAGCCCUCCUGGCUGCUCGGGUACAACUGCUGCUUCAUUAUCUCCUCUGGCCUCUUUAAUUCCCAAAGGUUCUAAUGUCACUCAGCAGCCUCUGGUGACUCAGAUUCCUGCUUCUCCAAAAACUGGGUUAAAAGAAGCUCCUGUCUCGUGUGUUGGAGCCAUCCAACCUGCUAUGGUUAACCCUUCUACCAUUUCUAUUGCACCUGCCACUUUUAUGUCUCCUUCAGUUUCAUCAGGUCCUGUGAGUAAUAAAGAUAUAACUUCCCCUGCUAGCUCACUUGUAGCGCCUGCUGCUCCUGUAUCAGCUACUCUAGGAGUACCAGUUUCUUCUCCGCCGGCCACUGAAGGUCUUAAAAAUCUCCCCACUUCAGCAUUGGUAAAUGUAGAAGCCCCUAUUUCUCCAGCCCAGGUAGGAGUCUGUACCGGAAAAGACCCCACUCUAUUACCCUUGGCAGCAUAUAAAGAGUCUCCCUCUCCUCAGAGUACAUCGCUUUUGGACACUGCGACAAAGAAGACUGCAGAAGGACCUUCACCUGUAGCAAGGGCAGCCAUUGCUACUAGUUCUUCCCUGGGUGCUGAUCCCUCAACUGCUAUCAAGACAGACCCUGUCAGUCUGUCUCUCAAAUGUCCUGUCGCUGCCCCUGCAAUGGCUCCAUUUCUUUUAGAAUCUUCUGAUCCUAAAGAACUGCCUCCUAGAACUGUCAAGGGUGCCUCUGCUUCUAAAACCUCCAUUACUAUCUCUUCACCUCUGGUUCCUUUAGCCUCUGAAGUUUGUCCCAUGUCUGUGGCUUUUAACCCUCAAAAUGUUUCUCUUUCUACGACUACUGAGGCAUUGGCUCCUGAAAUUCCCAGGUCUCUACCCUUUCCUGCUCCAGUCCCAACUGGGAUUUCUUUUUCUGGUGCAAAGAAAGUUGAAGGUAUUUCUUCUGUGGUAUCUUUAGCCUCCUCUCCUGAAGGGCACACAGAAGACUCGGGUGGUUCUGUGUCUUCUAAAGGAACUCUGGUUUAUCCAGCUGAUUCUCUGUCUGGUAUGUCUCCGCAGACUAAAAGGCCUUCAUCCAAGAAGGGUUCUGCUAUCUCAGAUGUUUCUCCUGCAACUCUGUCUUCUCUUUCUCCACUUGAGGCUGCCCUCCUUCCUGGGGCUUGUCUUUCUUUUCAAGACUCUACAGACUCCCUUGAGCUUUCUCCCGUUUCUUCAUCUUCCAAAGGGACCCCUGUUCCUUCAACUGUGGCUCCUCCCUUCCAUAAAGGGGCACCCAUUGCCCCAACAGAGACCUCUAUAUCCCCCCAAAAGGCUCCAGCAACCUUGUUUUUCAAAGAUAGCCCCACUGUCCCAGCAGAAAUUCCUCCUUCCCCUCCAAAGACCAUAGAAGCUACGGCUCCUAAACUGGUCCCUCUAAUCCAACUCCCUAAAGUGGCCCCGAUUGUGCCAGAUGUGACUCCCACUUCUCCCAAAAAAACUCCAACAACUCCAGUCCCCAAAGAUACUUCAGCAACCCUGUCACUCAAAAGUGUCCCAGCUGUGACUUCUUUGUCUCCCCCAAAGGCCCCUGCAGCCCCAUCUCCUAAUGGAGCCCCCAUUGCUCCAACUGAGAUUGCCUCCUCCCUCAAAAAUGCCCCAGCAACUAUAACCCCCAAAGUUGCCACUACUCUUCCAGAUGUGACUUCACCCUCCCCACAAAAGACUCCAAAAUCCCCUAAGGGUGCCCCGGCUGUGACUCCUCCCUCCCCACCAAAGUCUGAAGCAUUCAGUGAGCCUCUAAUAAGCCUAUCUCUCAAAGGUGCCCCUACUGCCCUAGCUGGUCCAACCUCCCCUACAAGGACUCCCAAAACUGCAGCCCCCAAAGAAACUCUACCAGAAGGGGUCCCAACUGUGCCACUAGAGAUUUCUCCCUCUCUGAAAAAGACCUCAAAAACUGUAGUACCCAGUGAAAGUUCAACAGCCUCAUCCUCUAAAAGGUCCCCCAAAAUUUCAGCCCCCAAAGAAACGCCAACCCCAUCCGAUGGGGUUACCACUGCAUCUCUGGAAAUUCCUCCUUCCCCCAAAACUGUGUCCCCAAAAGAGGUUCCUGUGACUUCAUCUCCCAAAGGUGCCCCUGCUACCCUAGCUGAGAGUCCUGCCUCCCUUAAAAAGCUCCCCAAAACUGUAGCCCCCAAAGAAACUUCAGCAACCCCACCUGUAGGGGUCCUAGCUGUGCCAGUAGAGAUUUCUCCCUCCCCCAAAAAGGCCUCAAAAACGGCAGCCCCCAAUGAAAAUUCCACGUCAUCCCCAAAAAAGUCCCCCAAAACUUCAGCCCCACCUUCUGAAGGGGUCACCACUGCUCCACUGGAGAUUACUCCUUCCCCCAAAAAGUCUCCCAGAACUACAGCCCAGAAACAGAUUCCUGCGACUUCAUCGCCCAAAGGUGCCCCUACUACCCUAGCUGAGAGUCCUGCCUCCCCUAAAAGGUCCCCCAAAACUGCAACCCCCAAAGAAACUCCAGCAACCCCAUCUCCUGAAGGGGUCACAGCUGUGCCACUACAGAUCUCUCUUUCCCCCAAAAGGGCCCCCCAAAGUGCAGUCCCCAAAGAAUCUUCAGCUCCAUCUUCUGAAGAAGUCUUGUCUGCGCCGCAGGAGAUUUCUCAUUCCCCCGCAACUGCAGCCCCCAAACAGGUUCCUGUGACCCCAUCCACCAAAGGUGCCCCUACUACCCUAACUGAGAGUCCUGCCUCCCCUAAAAAGGCCUCCAAAACUGCAGCCCCCAAAGAAACUCCAAUAACCCCAUCUUCUGAAGGCAUCACAGCUGUGCCAGUAGAGAUUUCUCUUUCCUCCAAAAAAGCUCCCAAAACGGCAGCCCCCAAAGAAAAUUCAGCAACAUCAUCUCCCAAAAGACUACCCAAAACUGCAGUUCCCAAAGAAGCUCCAACUACCCCAUCUUCCGAAGGCAUCACAGCUAUGCCACUAGAGAUGGCUCUCUCCCCUAAAAAGGCCCCCAAAACUGCAGCCCCCAAGGAAAACUCAGCAGUACCAUCUCCCAAGAAGUCUCCCAAAACUGCAGCCCCCAAGGAAGCUUUAGCUCCAUCUUCUGAAGGAGUCACUACUGCACCACAGGAGAUUUCUUCCACCCCAAUUGCAGCCCCCAAACAGGUUCCUAUGACCAAAGGUGCCCCUGCUACCCUAGCUGAAAGUCCUGCCUCUGCUAAAAAGACUCCCAAAACUGCAGCCCCCAAAGAAACUUCAGUAACCCCAUCCCCCCAAAGGGCCUCCAGAACAACAACCCCUAAAGAAACUCCAGCAACCACAACUCCUGAAAGUGUCGCUGCUGUGCCACUAGAGAUACCUCUUUCCCCCCAAAAGACCUCAAAAACUGCAACUCCUAAAGAAACUUCAGCAAUGACAACCUCCCAAAGGGCUUCCAAAACAUCAACCCCCAAAGAAAUUCCAGCCCAGCCCUCUAAAGGUGUCUCAGUUGGGCCACUGGAGACUCCUUCCCCCAGAAAGGCCCCUAAGAUGUCAGGACCCAAAGAAGCACCCACAGUCCCAUCUCCAGAAGGGGUCAUAGCUGGGCCACUAGAGAUUCCUUCAGCUCCCAAGAAAGCCCCCAAAAUGGCAGGCCCCAAAGAAACUCCAGCAAAGCUGUCUUCUGAAGAGGUCACAGCUGUGCCACUAGAGAUUACUUGCUCCCCCAAAAAGACCUCAAAAACUGCAGCCCCCAAAGAAAAUUCAGCAAUGCCGUCCCCCAAAAGAUCCCUCAAAACUGCAGCUCCUAAAGAAACUUCAACUCCAUCUUCUAAAGGAGUCACUACCGCACCACUAGAGCCUGUUUCUUUUCCCCAAAAGGCCCUUAAGACAGCAGAACCCAAAGAAAUACCAGCAGUGUCUCCUGAAGGAGUCACUACUGCACCAUGCGAGAAUCCUCCCAGCCUGCAGAAGGCCUCAGCACCUACAGCCCCCAGAGCCAUCCCUGCUUACACACAGGAGAUUGCUGUUUCCUUCGGGGAGACUCCAAUAACUCCGGCUGUCCCCCCAGUCAAAAACCCUUCCUCCCGUAAAAAAGCCACUGCAAUGCCUGUAGCUCUCAAAGAAGCUCCAGCAGCCCUGUCUCCCAGUGCUGCCCCAGCUAUGAUUCCUCCCUCUCCCUCAAAGAGUCCAAAAGCAUCAUCAUCCAAAAAGGCACCAAGAACUUCACCCCCUAAAGAAUUUCUGGCAGAUCCUUCUCUUGAAGCUGUCACUUCACUACCAGAGAUGGCUUCCUCUUCGCAAAAGGCCCCAGCAACUACAGCCCCCAAAGAGAAUUCAACAACCCAGUCCAUUAAAUGCAACUCCACUAUCACAACUGUUACUCCUAUCUCCAAAAAGACCCCAGCAGCCCCGUCUCCUGGAGGUGCUUCCAUUGCCCCAACUGGGACUUCUCUUUCCCCAAAUCCCCCAGUCAAGAUUUUCCCCUCUAAUAAGGCCCUAGCUCCCACAUCUCCUGAACGGGCCCCUAUUGUCCCAACUUCUAAAAAGGUCCUAGCAACUGAGACCUCCAAAGAGGCUUCAACAGCUCCAUCUCCCAAAGGGACUCCUACUAUCUCUUCUGUGGUUCCUAUCUCCUCCAAAGAGAUACCAACAACCUCAUUUUCCCAGAGAUCCCAAGCUCCCAAGGAGACCUUAGAAACUUCAACCUCCAAAGGAGCUGUCACCCCCACAAUUAACUCUCCUUUAGCUCAGAAAAGGGCCCCAUCCUCCAAAGAGGUUCCCAUUCUCUCAUCUAUCACUCCUUACCCUAAAGACUCCCCUCCUAGCACAGGGACGGUUAGCCCUCAGGCAUCUGAAAAGCUCCCAGCAAAAGAUCCUGCAGCUCUCAAAGAGGCACUUGCUGCACCCACUCCAGAAAGUGCAUUGGUCAUCACUACUCCCGUUCAUAAAGGCCCAAAAGCCAAGAAGAAUUCUUCCCCUCCUAAGUGCUCAGAUCCUUCCACUAAGAAAGAUACAAAGGGCCUCCUUUCUGCAGUAGCUCUAGCACCUCAGACAGUUACUGUUGAGAAAGACUCUUCAAAAUCUGCAAAAGCUCUGCCUGUUUGCCCUGCAAAAGGCAAUGUUUGUCUUCAUUCCCCAAAGGGUCCCGAGGGUGCUUCUCCUCAGUCUCAGAUAGCUACCCCUACGACAGCAGUAACUUUUGACAAAGCCCUCCCUGAAGCUGGAUCAGCACCUGUGACUCCAAAGCCUACCCUACCAGCUCCCUUGACUCUUGCUCCCUCCCCAGUUCCCCCUCUGCUUCCUAAACAGCCAUUUCUUCAGUCCUCAUCUGGGUCAGUGCUGGAAUCGCCCUCUAAGCUCCCAGCCCCUGCUGAUGAGGAUGAACUGCCGCCUCUGAUUCCCCCUGAAGUGGUCUCUGGGGGAGUGCCUUUCCAGCCGGUCCUCGUCAACAUGCCCACCCCUAAACCUGCUGGGAUCCCUGCCCCAGCCCCCUCUGCCAAGCAUCCUGUUCUGAAGAACGACAAGGGGUCGGGAACAGAAUCUGACAGUGAUGAGUCAGUACCAGAGCUCGAGGAACAAGACUCCACACAGACAGCCACACAACAAGCCCAGCUGGCGGCAGCAGCUGAAAUCGAUGAAGAGCCAGUCAGUAAAGCAAAGCAGAGCCGGAGUGAAAAGAAAGCACGGAAGGCUAUGUCCAAACUGGGUCUUCGGCAGGUUACAGGGGUUACUAGAGUCACUAUCCGGAAAUCCAAAAAUAUCCUCUUCGUCAUCACCAAACCAGAUGUCUACAAGAGCCCAGCUUCAGACACCUACAUCGUAUUUGGAGAAGCCAAGAUUGAAGAUUUGUCUCAGCAAGCACAGUUAGCAGCUGCUGAGAAGUUCAAAGUUCAAGGUGAAGCUGUUUCAAACAUUCAAGAAAAUACUCAGACUCCGACAGUACAAGAGGAGAGUGAGGAGGAAGAGGUUGAUGAAACAGGUGUGGAAGUUAAGGACAUAGAAUUGGUCAUGUCACAGGCGAAUGUGUCCAGAGCAAAGGCAGUCCGAGCCCUGAAAAACAACAGUAAUGAUAUUGUAAAUGCUAUUAUGGAAUUAACAAUGUAACUAUUUGACAGCAAGGACACUCCCCAUCCCCUCCCCCCUUUUUGGUGUUUCAAAGGUGGAACUGCAGCUUGGUUUGAAAUUUGUACUGUUUCUAUCACUAAUAAAGUUAUGGCUUCUUGUUGGAUGAACUCA
This is a messenger RNA of Myodes glareolus (Bank vole), 7471 nucleotides long. The record is from RefSeq and is a predicted model, not a curated record. Lineage: Eukaryota; Metazoa; Chordata; Mammalia; Rodentia; Cricetidae.